CUACCGGAUGAGUCAUUUUGGGAAAGGUGACGCGUACCCGGUAGUUCAAGUAAAUCAGGUAUUUUUUUAUCAAAAUGGCGGACGAAGAUGGUGAUACGAUUUUUGGUAAAAUAAUUCGAGGAGAUAUUAAAGGCCCUCCAUUUUUACAUGAAGAUGACAAGUGUAUAGCCCUGAAGGAUAUACACCCUCAAGCCCCAAUACAUUUCCUCGUCAUAUCCAAGCAAGAAAUCAAGACGAUUGAUAGCAUAAACGAAACACAGAAAGAGUUACUUGGACACAUGAUGUGGGUAGCGACAAAGGUUGCUAAGGACCAAGGUGCUACUAACGGUUACAGAAUUGUCGUGAACGACGGGAGCGACGGUGGACAACAUGUUUUUCAUCUUCAUUUACACGUGCUUGCUGGGAGAAAAAUGUCAUGGCCACCGGGAUAAUAGAUAACAAACAAUUUUUUGUUAAAGUAGUCAUUAAUACAAGUCAUCAUAGACUACUUGGAUACGAGCUGAUAUUUUUGUUUAAUUUCAUUUUUCAUUCAUAAUUUAUUAAUUUUGAUAAAAAAAUGAACGCAUUUAUUCCAUUUAUUGUAUCAAAUUCACAGUGAGCGCAUGAAAACUUGGUCAAUAUCGGUACUUUCCGUAUUUCGGAAGUAUUUGACUCGGAAAAAAAAAUGUUGGCGAAUACCUUAAUUUAUAAAAAGAAUAAUAAACUGAAUAAAUAAAUACUAGUAAAAAUGUACAACUUCUAUAUACCCUAUCAUUAUGUGAUCAAUAAAUAAUGAAAUUAUGAA
This is a messenger RNA of Ruditapes philippinarum (Manila clam), 784 nucleotides long. RefSeq names its product adenosine 5'-monophosphoramidase HINT1-like. Gene Ontology annotation, molecular function: hydrolase activity. Gene Ontology annotation, cellular component: cytoplasm. NCBI's taxonomy places the organism in Eukaryota, Metazoa, Mollusca, Bivalvia, Venerida, Veneridae. The record is from RefSeq and is a predicted model, not a curated record. The coding region runs from base 75 to 431 and encodes 118 amino acids. The transcript is spliced from 3 exons.